This is a messenger RNA of Homalodisca vitripennis (glassy-winged sharpshooter), 527 nucleotides long. RefSeq names its product B3 domain-containing protein IDEF1-like. NCBI's taxonomy places the organism in Eukaryota, Metazoa, Arthropoda, Insecta, Hemiptera, Cicadellidae. Bases 240 to 449 code for a protein of 69 amino acids. The record is from RefSeq and is a predicted model, not a curated record. The transcript is spliced from 2 exons.
CUAGUGUCGUCUGCUUCUGUGUCGCGAUAAGCGCGAGUGUUCUAUUCUAGCUCUGUGUACCGCCGUGUAGCUUAUCUCUCUUCUGCCAUCGGCCACUGCAGUUCACCAGCUGAUCGUGCGUGUGUAGGAUGCCGCCCGUCGCCAGCGGUCACAGGGACAGUGCCAGUGAACGUGACAGACGUGCUGAGACCCUGUACUUGUGAGAACUCCAGAGACCCGUGGUGGAAGUGGAACCGACCAUGUACAACCACAACCACCACCAGUACAGCCACAACCACGAGUAUAGCCACAACCACAACCAUGAGUACAACCAGCCCGAGGAGGCCUUUACGCCGCCACUCCCCCGUCGCAACACCCAGAGGUCAGUGAUAACGAGUGUGGAUGUGAUAAGAGUCGGGAUGGAGAUACGCAUCGUAAAUUACUCUCUGGAAGUGAAUCAAUCAUACUGACUAGUCUGGCAACUAAUCAAUUCAUUGACAAUCGAAUGAUACAAAGAAGAUUUCUUAAUUGUAAAACCGAUAUAUUUA